This is a messenger RNA of Schistosoma spindalis, 5209 nucleotides long. The record is from the annotation of a GenBank genome assembly. Lineage: Eukaryota; Metazoa; Platyhelminthes; Trematoda; Strigeidida; Schistosomatidae.
CUCACUCUGAUUUCUGAAUCCGUAUUCGUGUGUGAAUUGGUUUCCGUUGUUGUCAGGUUGUGCAUGAACUGCUUUUUCAUUUAGACUGUGAUUGCGACCAGAAACCUGUGGAUGCUAUUAGUUGCGUUAUUUGAAAGGUAAGCAUGUUUAUCUAUGAUAUAAGAGAAGUUUUACUGAGGUCUGAAGAUCACCAAUAUACUUUGAAUACAAAAAAAACACAUUUGUAUAGACUUAAGUCUUUACAAAGGUAAUCACUUUCUUGUUCCGUUUUAAAAAAUGGUAUUUAGCUUACAUUUAGAUGAGAUUCUUCAAAACACUACAAACCAGAUAAAGCUUCCCAUACACACAAACAAUUGCAGUUGUCUUUCAAUCCUUAUUGCAUACUGGAUCAAUUCCCAUAAAAAUACACCAAUAAGCCCCAAUAUACAUUCGUUCGGUAAUUUUUUUAUAUAAUGUUAACAACUGCUGGAAAAAAGUAGUGUAGACGACUUGAAACACUAAUCAUACGCAUCAGGAUCGAUUAUUGUAAAUAGCUUACGGUCUGUACUAAACGCCUUGUCGCUAUCAGCAAGUGAAACUGAAAUUUCAUCCAUUAAAGUGCUUUUUACCGAUUAUUUUAGAUGAAUGUAGACGUAGGUACGAUAAAAUCAUUACGAAUGUUUAGCAGAUUUAUUGAGCUUUAUUAUAAGGUAUGGGAAACCAAAUAAAAGAACUAGGAACUUCAUCACAAAUUUCAAAACGGAUAAAAGGUUGCACAAUAAUAUUUAUGUGGAACUUUGAGUAACAAAACUUUAUUUAACUUUUACCCUUAUAACUCGCAAAGUGAUGAAUGUAACAGCGACAGUUUCGACUAAACAGUUUAAAAAUUACUUAUUUCAAAGCAUGAAGCUAAAUAAACAUAAAAUAAUAUUACGUUUGUGUUGACUGAUAUUAAAUGAGUUCCCCAGAUCAAUUAAUAAAGAUAUUGUCAUGGAAAAAUUAUGGAUUGAUAAAAACAUCUUAAUAGUACACGAAAGUAGUAAACUUCGAGAUAUUUUUGACCUUACUUUAGGUUUCAAAGUGAAUAUUAACUAAACUUCUUGAAAUUUUUUGACUGGGGUUUAAGGGGUUUUUGAUUUUAUUUGUGAGUAGGCAUAUGGCAUUAUUUUGAAAAUCAUAAAUGGUAGACUAAACUUCAACAUACUAUGGGAACAAUGAUUUAAAGAAUACGACAUCAACACGACUGGCUCUGCAGGAACGCAUAUUAAAAGCUAAACUAAACAACUUCCAUGCAUAUUUUAUGGGAAAGACCCGUCAGUUCGAAAACUAUCGUUAUUAUCAGACACUGGAUUUCAUAUUCUAUGAUGCAUCGAAGAACAUAUUGAAUGGAAGUAUGAGCACAAUCGAGUGUUUAAAUAAUAACUCAUUUGUGUAUGUUUGUACAUUAUAACACCAGCAAAUGGUAUAAAAAGGUAUUAUUUCUGGUUUAAUUUACUGACUCAUUAUUAAUACCCCUUUUUAAAAUCAUGAGGAUUAAGUCGCAAGUAAUCUGUUCAAGAGAAUCCAUCAAUGACUUGGCUAAGAGUCUAUCUUAUUCUGACUACUAAGUGUGGUGGCACACUUUGAUCCCAUAACUGAAGUUACCACUUUAAGCAUCAAUGUUAAUUCAAUCUGUCAUUUUAGUUGUUCUAUGAGAAAAUGAUAUUUCAUGUAGUAUGUUACAUUUCCAUCUAGUCUAUAAUUUUUCGAGUUCCCAUGAUGCCACAUUUACCUUACCUGAUAGCUAUAGUUAUUUAAUACUAAACUAUUAUUAUGAACAAUAACAAGGAGAAGUGUAUAUAGCACACCAUUUUUUCUGUACCUAGAAUACAACAAUCUACCUCACCGCCUUCGAUGGAUCAAGAAAGUCACGAGAACACUAUUAGUGUAUCCAACUAACUAGGUAUCCCAUCGAGACAUCGAUACCGUAGAUGUCACUUGUCAGCAGCUGGAAAUAAGAAUCUAAAGCGGAGAUUUUUCGUAAAUCUCUGGCCAGACACCCAUGUCCAAAAAGGGCAUGAGGCUUCAGUAAGCAAUCAUCUCUAGGUUAAGUUUGACAAUAUUCGCAGUAUGUUGAGGAAAUCGACAUACAUUCAUCAUGCUUCUUGCGUACGCUUGAUUGCUUUGAUUGUACAUUAAGAGCAAUUAACUUACAAAUGGAGUCAUGGAUUUAUCUGAAGUCUUUUGGAGGUGUUUUUUGCAUACGUGAUAGUUUUAUUUUUUCUUCUGUUUUACUCUUUCACAGAAAUUUGACUUCCUUUCCAGCUGAAUUAAGAGAAAGUUCAAGUUAACUUUGUCAACAUUCUAAAAGACGUUUGCUACCUUUGUUAUAAGUCCUGCCGAUGAAAAAUUCAUUCUCUUUACGCACAAAUAACUCAAAUGCCGAAGUCAAACUUCUACGAUCAAAACAUGACCUAAUACACGAACUUGUGACUUCUGAAAUUAAAUACAUAAGUUACCUCAAGAAGGUUUUGAAGUACUUUGCAAGGCCCUUAACUGACCGCAGAUACUUGCCGGAAGAUAUACACUCUGAAAUUUUUGGACGUCUCGUGCCCAUCUUAAGUGUCAAUGAAACUCUUCUUGAGUCCAUUUUAACUGUUGGAGUUGAGAAAGCAUUUCUGAAAAUUUCUCCAUGUCUGAAAUUAUAUGCAGAUUAUGCCAGCCGCUACCAAACAAACGUGGUGUUUAUGGAGACUUGUAAUUCAUUCAUACCAGGACUGAUGGAGUUUAUAAGCAAACAAGAAAGCUUACCAGACGUUAAUUUGCAGCUUUCAGCACUCCUCAUAAUGCCCAUACAGCGCAUUCCUCGGUAUUCUUUAAUGCUCCAAGAACUUGUUAUCAUUUGCCUUCAACUGGAUGGUUUAAGUAAUCCAGAAGCAAAUAAAUGUGCCAUUAGAAUUAACGAAGCUGCUCGUCAACAUUUUAUGACACCAGAAUAUGCAGCCACUCUUAUUUUAAAGCUAUGGGAUAAUCAUCAACAAAUGCAUUACUCUCCAGAAUCUCAUGAUUCAAGUUUUUCAGAUCUGAAACGAUAUAUUCAUAGAAUGUGUGCUUCCACAAUUAUUCUUAUUGCAGGUUUUGCUAGCGUGGUAGCUACAGCAACAUUUUUAAAUGAACAGAUUAGAAUCAGUGAACAAGCUACUAAGGCCGCUUUAUUACAAUCAAGACUUUUUGGCAAAUGGUCACACAACCUCAUUUUAGUACCUGGGCGUAAACUAUUGAAGUAUGGAUUGGUGAACAAAGUGAAUUCUCUUGAUGGACUUGCAGAAACUCGUUUACUAGUGAUUAUGUCUGAUAUACUGAUAUGUGCUAAACCGCGAACCCAGACGGAGUUGGAAUCUAUUUUCAGCAAGAAAAAGUGUGUUCAUAGUCGAAAAUAUCCGAAUCCUUUUACACAGUUUUACGGAAGAAAAAUAUCUUUAGGGUGUACAAAACAUAUUCGAAGGUCGAAUGACACAAACCCAUUGAUUCACGUUUCUAAAUUCUCUAAAUCAAUCUCACGAAGUUCUAACUCUCGAACUUUUAACGACUCAACUGAUUUUCUAACGGAUAGUAAAGUUUGUUUUUCAUGUAUUGCUGUCUAUCCUCUUCAUCACUGUCAUGUUCGAAUUCAUUUUAAACCACAUAAUACGUUUCUGCAACCGAUUCCUGAGUCUCCUGAAUGUCAACCAAAUCAACAUAAUUCAGUGUUUAUUUCACCAAUUUCUAUUGGUGGAUUUAGUCGUCACACUGCAUCAACACCAUUGGCAUUCGAUGAAUAUGCAUGUGGAUCAACAUCUGUUGUAAGAUUGAAAUCGGAUUCAUUUAUUACCUUCAAUGAAGAUGACUACACAAUGAAACACCCUGAGUCCUUGAAUGAAUACAGUUUCACUGUGCACUGUCGUGACGCUAACUUUACUAUCGUGAAUGGAAAUUUAACUGAAGCUGAAGAUUGGAUAUCUAGUUUGGAGACAGCCAUUCAAGCUGUUAAAACAGCACGAAAAAGCCUUCGUAAGGAAAGCAGUGCGAAGUGGCCAAUGCGUGCUUCAGAUUUUAUUCAAUUUGAACAAUGGCUGGAACAGAAACGUAUAGUCGAAGAGUCAAUGAAAUCUUCUCGAAUCUUUCAAAGGAUGGGAAUGGAAGAGUUGGCAAUUGAUAAUCACCUUUCACCAGUAAAUUUUCUUGAGUCAUCUAGAAUGGAACAAAAACUUGAAGAAUAUCGUAGACGUAAAUCCAUCGGUUGUGAUACUGAAAAAAACAAUCGGCUUUCUUAUAUAUUUCGUGAAUCUCGUAGUCUUGAACUUAAUCCCAAAAAAUCAAAACGUGAUAAACAAUGUGGAAUGUUUUGUCAUUCGUUUAUGUCUAAAUUUAAAGAAAAUAACUUAGUUAAUGUCUCAGUACUUGAUCAUUCAAACGAUUCUGUUCGUUUGUUAUCCAUAACAAGUAUUUCUGACAAGCCCCCAUCAAAUUCCAUUUCGUUCAAUACAAGAAAUCAUUUUUACAGCAAUGAUCGUUGUUACCAUUUGGAUGAUACUCAUCGUAAUUCAUUUCCAUCUCAAUUAGCCCAAACUUUUAGUGGAUGUUUGUGCAUGUAAAAUGCUUGCGAACAGAUAUCUGUGCUCUUAAACUAGUUAUUAGACACGAAUAAAACCAAUUCAAAAUAACUUGGAUUAAAUAUAUGCUUCUACGUAAACUAUAAAUGAACAACAAUUUCAAAUCCUCAUGAGCAUUAUUUAAAAUAUCAAACUGUUGUAACCGCGAAUUCAGAUUUUAUUUUAUUUUAUUUGUUAUUUACAUAUAAUCUUAAAUAAAACCACUGCUUACUCCAAAUAUUAUUUUUAUUCGUAUUCCCACAGAGAAUAAUCAUUCAUUUAUGCUGUAUACUUCUGUCUAGUUUUUUUAUACUCUAUUUUUUUCACAAAUCUAUCUUUUUUGUAUCCGGUAUUACAGAUGUAUUUUAAACAAAAGCUUUGAUUUGUAAACUGUCAGAGAUUGUUCCAGCUGUAUCUUGAUGAAAUAUAAUUUUUGUUCCCUUGACUUAUCUUACACCUUUUUUAUUUUAUACAACAAAAAAUGUAGUGCUAACUGAAAUAUUUCAAUUCUUAUUUUAGUCAUGUUUCCGAUUUGUCAAUAAUUAUGUUGAUUUCUUGUUCACUUUUUAUCACUUUGUUCUUUUUUUCCGAAAAAUGUUAAUUAUGUAGAAUAAAGCGAA